UAAAUACGUGGCACAAAUGCUAACAUACACCGAACUCUAUUUUAUUUUAGUCAAUUUUUUUUUCCUAUAUAAAUAAUAUCUCCAAGCAAAGCAUUUUUUAACUGGAGUUGAAAGCCAAGAAAAAAAAAAAUUCACAAAUCUUCCGAUCAAAUUUCUUUCACCAUUUUUCUCUCUCUUCAAAUGGCGGCAGCGUGGACAAGGGGUCCCACCAUCGGCCGCGGCUCCUCCGCGUCGGUGUCACUCGCCACCACCGCCGGCGGCGAAGUAUUCGCCGCCGUCAAGUCUACUGAUCUCUCUUCCUCUGCUUCGUUGCAAAAGGAGGGAAUUUUGAUCUCUCAGCUUUCUUCUCCUUAUAUAGUCAAGUGCUUAGGCUCCGACAUCACGUGCGAGGAAAGCGGGCACGUGUACAAUCUCUUCCUCGAGUAUCUCCCCGGCGGCACGCUUUCCGACCGGAUCAAGAAACAGGGCGGGUCACUUGAUGAAACCGCGAUUGGGAAGCACGCGCAUGGAAUACUCAUGGGUUUGAAUUAUCUUCAUACGAAGGGAUUGGUGCACUGCGAUAUCAAAGGGGAGAAUAUUCUCCUCGGCGAAAACGGGUCGGUGAAGAUCGCGGAUUUCGGGUGCGCGAAACGGGUCGGGUCCGGCGGGUCGGGGUUUUCCGGGACGCCGGCGUACAUGGCGCCGGAAACCGCGCGCGGCGAGGAGCAGGGUUUCGCGGCGGAUGUUUGGGCUCUGGGGUGUACGGUCGUCGAAAUGGCGACCGGGUCCCACCCCUGGCCGGAGAUGAAGGACCCCGCCGCGGCCCUUUACAGGGUCGGGUUUUCCGGGGAUGUCCCGGAAACGCCCGCCUGGUUCUCCGGCCAGGCCCGAGAUUUUCUAGACAACUGUUUGACGAGAGACCCCAGAGAGCGGUGGACGGCGGCCGAGCUUCUGCGGCACCCGUUUAUGAUCGCCGCCUCCGCGGAGGAGGGCUCCGGGGAGGUGAUCGGAGAGUUCGCGAAGCGGGCUUCACCGACGAGUGUGAUGGAUCAAGAUUUCUGGGAUGCUCUGGAGGUGCCGGAAAACCCGAUGGAGAUUUCUUCGGAUUCGGAUUCUCCGGCGGGAAGGAUCAUGGAUUUGAUCGGAGAUGGGUUGAGUUACGGAGGUUGGACGGAGGAGGAAGGGUGGUUGACGGUGAGGGGUGAUGAAACUGAAGAAGAUUUGACGGCGGAAGCAGAGUCUGUUAAUUUCUCGGUUUUAACGGAAUAUUCUUUUUCCGAUUGUUUUGUUACACACACUGAGUGUGUGAAAGAUUUAGAUGUAUUAUUAACAAUUACUAUUGAUUAUGAAAUAAUUAUGUUAUUAAUUGAAUUAUUUCUUCACCACGAUCAACUUUCCCUACAAUUUGUUCAAACUAAAAGAAACACUAAUUUAUACGGAGAUUGA
Molecule: messenger RNA, 1425 nt
Organism: Erythranthe guttata (spotted monkey flower)
Lineage: Eukaryota; Viridiplantae; Streptophyta; Magnoliopsida; Lamiales; Phrymaceae
Product: mitogen-activated protein kinase kinase kinase 18
Biological process (GO): protein phosphorylation; signal transduction
Molecular function (GO): ATP binding; protein kinase activity
Source: RefSeq, a predicted model, not a curated record